AUGAAAUUUUCAUUAAGUGAUCUCCUGGAUGAUAGAGGUUUUUGUGGAGUGACUGCUGCUGAGAAGAAACCAAUGAUGCAGUCUGGUGAUGUUGAUAAAUAUUUGAACAAAGCUGACAACGCUAGCCAUGUGCUCAUGAACUCUGAUGACGCUUCUAUAAUUGGUGGUCGCUGCCUGCAUGGUAUGCAUGGUUUGGGGACUCAGCUGGAUUCUGUUGCUCAGAGAUUGAGUAGCUCAUCCCCUGGUGAAAAUCUGGACAACAAAAUCAGAAGGCCCUCCAAAUUAUGUACCUUUGAUGCUCAAGGCCGGUGCAAGAAAGGAAGGAGUUGCAUCUCUCUUCAUGAAAGAGAGGGAAUUGGUUCUGCAAAGGCUGGUCUGCUCGCACCAGCUGGUUCUGGAAAUCAUAGAGGUUUUGAAGAAGGAUCUCAAGUACAACAUAAAUCUGACUUGAAAGUGCCUCAGUUCAAGGAUUCAGAGGGUUUAUCAAAAGAUGAAAUGUACCGGAAUCUUAUUUAUGCGUUUGGCAAAGAUAAUCAGAUGGCGGCACAUCUUGUUGGUACACACAGCUCUCCCAAUCCUGGGGUUUCACAAAGGAUGCCUGUCAGCAUUGGUGAUUCAUUGACUGAAAAGCCUACUGCUCAUGCAAAUGAGCUGGCGCAGAAUCCAGUAGUUCAUGAGAAGAACAACAGAUGUUUCAUGGGACACCAUAUUGGCUUGGCCACUGAAAACUAUUUGGAUGCUAGAGGUACCUAUCCAAGAUUAGAUGGAGGUAUCUUUCAGUUUGGCACGGACAAGGGAAGCAGUGAUAGUGAUUCCCAUGUCUCAAGAACUUACCUUUCAGACUAUCCAUUUCAAUCGUUUGGUUUGUCCGUUUCAUCUGAUCCUCUCCAACUCGGUGAGAAGCUGUCAGCAUAUGGUGGAGCGACAAAGACUAUUCCUAACAUACAUCAGAAAGAACAUCACUCAUUCCAUGCUUCAUACGGCUCACAUAGCUUAACAGGGUCCAGAAAUCCUUGCUUUGCUACCUCCGAAUGUUCUUUCAGUAGCCCAUCUCUUCUAGCAACUUCUCAUCUGGGAAUACAGUCCCAUCAUCUGUUCACAUCUGAUAUUGAGAAGGCUGAUCUCCAUAGAUACCUUGAUGUUGGAAAGGGCUGUGGUACUUCUAGUUCUGGACCUGCAUUGCUUGUGGGCAGUGAACCUGAACCUUAUAUAAUGCCAGUUGGGCCCCACUCUCCAAUCAAGGAUGAGGUCUGGGAAACAUCAGUGCCUUUUGUACCUUCUUUUAGUUUUCCUGAUAAUACAACACCUUCAGAAAGUCAAUAUGACCCAUUUGUUGACUAUGUUGAACCUCCUAAAGUUGGGAAUACAAAUAAUCUCAAGCCCUCCAAUAUAUCCAGCAACAUUUCAAGUAAGCAUACAAAUCAGUACGCAAAUGCACCUGCUUGCUUGAUUGCUCCUGAUAGAGGACGCAGCUCUAGCUUGGAUGAUAUUAUCAAGGUCAAAGCUUAUGACAGAAAAAAGGAUGCAGCUUAUAACAAUGAGAAAACAAGGGACUUUCGCUUUCAUUUGGCAGAACAUAUAAAGGAGUUGGUCAAACCAAUAUGGAAAAAAGGUAAUCUGAGUAAAGAUGCUCAUAGACUGGUAGUGAAAAAAUCUGUCGAGAAGGUUGUGGACUCGAUUGAGCCAAAUCAAGUACCAACUACUGAAGAAUUGAUUACCAAGUACAUAGCCACCUGUGGACCAAAGAUAGAAAAACUUGUGAAGGCAUAUGUUGAUAGGCACAGCACAGCAUGUCAUCCAACCUUCAAGUACAGCAGCACUGAGAUGGGAGCUUGA
Miscanthus lutarioriparius is the source of this 1836-nucleotide messenger RNA. The record is from the annotation of a GenBank genome assembly. NCBI's taxonomy places the organism in Eukaryota, Viridiplantae, Streptophyta, Magnoliopsida, Poales, Poaceae.